Messenger RNA from Ixodes scapularis (black-legged tick), 12486 nucleotides. Its product is annotated as KICSTOR complex protein SZT2. Gene Ontology annotation, cellular component: peroxisome. The coding region runs from base 209 to 12019 and encodes 3936 amino acids. Lineage: Eukaryota; Metazoa; Arthropoda; Arachnida; Ixodida; Ixodidae. The transcript is spliced from 70 exons. The record is from RefSeq and is a predicted model, not a curated record.
GGCCACCUGGCGACGAUGUCUGUUGUUUCUGCAAGCGUUUCUGCGUCUGCGACCCGCCGACCCGCUUCCUAGCAUUGUCACGUGUUCCAAAACAACAAACCGAGCGACCGAAAGUCUGAAAAUGCUCUACUUGACUCGUUGGUUGUUUUGCUCCAUAAAUGUGCGAUAACAGCGUGCCAAAUUUUUAGGACGUAUCAGAUGAAGAACCAUGGAGACCGCAGAUCUGGAAGAAAUGCCGGCGACGCUGGAGGCCAACUGCGUCUAUGUGCAGAUGAAAAAACAGUACCGCGUUUCGAGGUACAUCCGCGCGCAGUGGUUCGUCAGCCAGAUCGGAAAGACCAUACAGCCCAAACAACCCAAACAGCAGACUGAAGGUGAAAUCAGCGGAGAAGUUGAAGUACUUUCCGCGAUCCCGCGCGUCUGCCCCGCGGGCUGGUGUCCCGAGAGGGCCCACGAGUUCACCUACCUCGUCACUCCGGCCACCAAGGUCACCUUUCUUGCCAAGAAGUACCGCUUCGUCUUCUGCCUCGACCUCAGCGCCUCCGUGGCGACCGUGGACAUACGAAGCGAAACGCUCCUCUUCGACGAAGUCCUGUCCACACUUUCCCGAUGCAUCGAGAAACUCGUGAUGCCCUUUUAUGUCCCUGGAAGCUGCCUCGUCUUCCAGCCAGAGAUCUAUGUCACUGUCAUCGCUUACAUCCCUCACUAUACUCCAGCCGUCCAGCAGGUCUUGAUCCAGGGAUGGCCGCUCACACUGGACAACUGGACGCUGUUCCAGACUCACGUGGAGGCGGGGCUGCGCGAAAUCUGCAUCGUCCUCGCUGAGGCGACAGCCGGAGUCGCCGAACUGCACGAUCAGCUCAGGCUGCAGUCGGAGAAGCUGACGGGGGGCCUGUUCGAGGAGGGCGAGGAACAGCCGGCCCCGACAUCGCUGGUCAACAUGGCCCCCUCGGACGUGAGCACCCUCGGCAUGCUCAAGUACGGGAUGCUUGCCCUGCAGCUGCUGCCCGAGAACAGCAGCGCAGGGAUCGUGGUGAUCACGGACGGGGUGAUCAGCCUUCCCAACGGGCUUCAGCUGGAGUCGCUCUUGGGCAACCUGCGUAGCGGCACGGUGGCCUGCUCCUUCCUGCAGCUGGGCGGUCGCUACCACGCCAAGUGCUGCCUGGGCUAUGUGCCCUACGACGACCUCAUGCGCUUCAUCGCCAAGGCCACUUUUGGGGCAUUCCUCGACAACUGCCUUUCCCUGGGUAACCGGACUACGGAGCCGGAAGCGGUGAACAUCUUCCACAGAGCCCUGCUCUUCUGGAGUUUCCAGGAAGAGUCGAUCAACGGACGCCUGGAGCUCGCCACCGACGUCGAACCCCAGUACAAGUUCUUUGCGGAGGGCAGCAGCGCGUUCAACAAGCAGUGCCAGAGCAGCGUCAAGCCUAUGCGGAAAAAGAACUCCGAGGGCACUCUGGCAACCUCACUCUCAAGCGUCCUCUCCUGCAAGCUCAGGGAGGGCUACGCUCUGAGGAGCAUCUCCACUUCCAAGGGGGAGUUAGAAAUCAAGCUGGUGCUCCCAUGGAAGUUUGACGUGAACCUCGAAUACGUCGUCAUGGUUCCCUGGCCGGCAUCAAACAAGAGCAGGGAAUCACCAAGCGGAGACAGCCAGCAGAAGCAGCGUCCCGGCUGCAAGUUCGAGGUGUACGUGGAGGCGAGCUACGAUUUCCUGCACGACGUGACCUGCGAAAACUUUAAAAGCAACAAGGCCAGGAGUCCCCACCGCAUCCUGGUCACCCAGCAGUACUGGAACACCCUCAAAAACAUUUCCAGCAACGACCAGCUGCUGGUCCACCUCCACUCAUUCAACCAGAACCCCGUCUACUACUCGGUUCCCGAGAAUUUCCGCAACGGCGUGCCGCUCUUCAACCUGCUGCACAGCGGGGGUUCAUCGGGCCACCUUGUCCCGUCGUCCACCGUGCGGAACAACAGCGCACAAGCUCCUUUUGUGGCGUUCUGGAAACCCGUCUGCAUGCUGGAUGUGAACAUCUGGCAACGCUGGGUGCACGUUCACCGCAUCAGCCUGCUGCUGGAGCAUGACCUACCGCUACCCCGUCACCUUCAGCAGCCCAACAGCAGCGGGCGCUACGACCCCGUGCAGUGCCGUCAGGCGCUGAACCGCCUCGCCACUCUGCUGCGCGAUCGCUCGAGCUUUGUGCUGGCUGAGGGACACGCCUACAUCACUUUCCUCUACGGCGGGGAUGGCGACAAGCCCGUGUCGUUCUACGUGACCCGCGUGACCUACAAGGCACCCUGCAUGGUGAUACGCUUCGCCUUUCUCGGCGGCACCCCCGGGGACGAACGCAACGCUAUUGUGAAGGAGCUGACUGACCAGAUCCUUAGUCUGGAGCUGAGCAAGCGACUGGCCAAGGAUUCCGGCUCCGACAGUGGCUCCUGCCUCCGGCUUCCGAAACCCCGGACUUACCAGAAGGCCAGCUGCUGCAUCCUCUUCCGCAAGCCGCUCGAGCGCAUCCUCAUCAGGCACGAAAAGAUGCCGAGGGACGUCCUCAGCAUGACUGCUGCAGUUCCGGACUCGGUGGUUCUCCUGGGCCACCAGCGAAUCUCUGGCACGCCGACAACUCGGAAGGGUGCCACGGGGGGCACUCCGGCAGGUGCCGCCGUGGACCCCACGAGCCAGCUGAGCCGCUACCUGCACCACCGGCGCUGGGUCUGGACCGUGCAGCGCCUCGUCAACGUGCCCUUGCCCCUGCACGCCGUCACCCGGAUUCUCAAGACGCUCGCCAAAAUGCGACUGGAAGAAGGCUUCCACUUCGCCCACUCCAGUUCGGGAAUCCUAAACAUGGCUUUGGAGAUUGAAAUGAAGAACACGGUCACCGCGGAUUUGUCUGACUCGUCACUGCUGCCCUGCGUGGUGCAGUACGUCCUCUUCCCUCCUCACUCCAACACCUCGAUCCGAGAAAGCCUGUCGGACGACGAAGACAACGAAGUGGAGACUGCGGAGGCGGAUGGCGAACUUCAGCUGGUGACGGAGUGCUGGGUGGAGCCCCAGUGCGGUGUCGUGGUCAACUGCCCUGUGUCCUGCUCCUACCUCGAAGGGAAACAGUACACCGACAUCCCCAAGGCGCUGUUUGAGAAGGAUUUCGAGUGCCUGUCGUCCCUGAUCACGCUCGAGCACCUGAACCUGAGCUGCGUGAAGCCGGAGCUGCCCUGUCCCAGUGCGCACUCUCAAAGGCUGCCCCCGACACCCCCUGUUACUCCCGCCCUGGGACCUCAGCUCUCGCUCGGAGCACGCUCCACGCCGGACGUGACGUUUGUCCAGACGCUGUCACUGCCUCAGCCCGUGGCCCCCGAGCCUACGGUGGGCCUGAUCCCGUUCUGCUUUAGCAUCAUUAAGCUGCUGUCCAAGUGUCAGCAAACUGAAAUUCUACUUUCUACUUUUGUUCAAGAGCUGACACCGACCGAGCUCGACAACUGCGGCGGUCACGCGGGUUUGGGUCUGAACGGCCGGCCCACCCCCGAGCCCAACGACAUCCUUUAUGACCAGCUGCUGGAGAACCUGCAAGCCCUGCACGACCAAGAGAUUCCGUUGACACACGACGAGAAUGCCGUGUUCCCCAACGAGAUUCACAACCGUCCCCGAGACGUCCACGCCCACGGCAUGCCUUUCGACUUGCCCCCUGUUGACCUGCCACCCGUCUUGUGGCGCUGCUUCGUGGCCAGCUUCUCGGGCGUCGACGGGAGCGAGCACCCGUCGCCCAACUCCCACGUGGUGCUCUGCUUCCUCCCAGCGUCCUACUCGAACUUGCGGCGCCUCAUGAUGCCGCGGACGACCGCCCCUCCCGUCACGAACGUGCAGGGCCGACCCGCCAACUGGCACAGCCCACCGCCAGGAGACUACUCUCUGCUCCGCACCGAGUCGUCCUCGGACGCAGUCUUGCCUUCGGAGUCCACCGCCGGAGCCACUUCCACGCCGCUUCAAAGCAGACGACCAUCCUCGCCCUUCAGUGCGUCGGAAGGUGACCUCCACCAGCUCGGGUCCGCGCGUUCGGAGCCCGCGCUGUUGUCGGCGUGCUCCGACCUCGCGGGAGGUCGCGCGUCGCCGCAGCGGCGGCUGUCGAUCGAGGCCGUUGAACCCUGCGAGGUCAACGAUCUCAAUUCAACGAUGUCCGAGUGGGCGCCCCCUCACCCUCCCGCGGUGUCGACUCCGCUUGGCGGACAGGCAGGCGCAGAGGAGGUGGCUCGUCGGGUAGAGAGGGUGUCGAUCGCCCUGCCCGUUUAUGUGUACGACGCGCCGGUGUCGGCGGUGAUCGGCCGCCUCGUUUACACGGGCGGGGUGCGAAAGUGGAAGGACACCUACCUGGAUCUCACCCUGAAGGCGGAAGAGGAGAGACCGUGCUCUGUAGAUCCGGGCUGGCUGGAGAACAGGCCGGAAGGAAUUGAAGGAUCCCUCUACAAGACGGUAUCCCCUGAACCAAAAUCAGACGACUCCGAGAUCGGUGGCGACCGGUUCCUCGCAAGAAAGCACUGCUCCCGCUUGCGCAAGGCGUUCUCCAAGAGCUUUGUCUACGGCGUGUUCAGGGCGCUCCGCGAGGGCCUUCCAGUGGACACUCAGGAUGUGAGCACGGUGGUGGAAGACGCCUGCGAGGAGACCAUCCUAACGGUGGACAUCACGGAGUUCCUCCAGUCUAUCUGUGGACACACGCGGGACUUCCGCAUCAAGACCACAGUGGAGCAUUCCCACCGUGCCUGCGGGAGCAGCCAGGAUGGCGCCCCGCAGCAGACGACGCUGGCGACUUCCGACGCCUCGGCAACAUUGAAGGAAUUUGUCGACGACCACCCAGACUGCCAGCUCAGCACCGACGGUGCCAGCAGCCCAUUCCCAGUGAACCUGCUGGAGCGCCACCACCCGUGCGAGCUGGUGCAGCAGCUCCACCUGAGCAUCAAGCAGCGCUUCCAGGAACUCCUUGAGGAAGUCUUCCAGCGGAUUCCCUCCCACCCGGACUACUACUACUUCUGCCCGCCCCGCCAGUCCGUCGGGACGUGGGGCCCCAAGGACGAAGGCGGCGGUGCCAACGGUGCAGGCGACGCCAAUCGCGAGGACGAGGCUCAUCUGUACGACUGGGACGACACAGACACGGACCGAUCGCACAACGUCGAGUUUUCCAUGGACGCCGAACCCAUCGGCGAUCCGUGCCCGUCGACGAACGCUGCGGCCAAGGACGCCGUAGGCGACGGGGUGGCGGAGGUCGUCAGCGUGGCUUCAUGUACUACCGAGGUCGGGUCGGCGACCUCCAAGAUGUCGCUGGAAGAAGACGCGGAAGAGGACGAUGAAGACGAAGAAGUGAUGGAGACAAUUAGGGAGGCGGAACCGACGGUGCCGCCGCUCUUUGCGCACCUGACGUGCCUCGUCAAGACAGGGUCGAGGGCUGGCUCCUGUUCCCUGACGACUCUGCCAACAUGUCUCGGCGAAGUGAUCGACUGCUUGGACAACUCGCAGCCCACGCUGGACCUGGAGGACGUCAAGAUCCGGCUGGACUUCCUCUGCCUCACGCUUCCGCCGGAUGUGGAGAGGUUGUCCUCUGGGAGAACCCGCCACCCCUCCCCCUCCUCGCCAAACAUGGACGCCGAGGGUCAGCAUGCUGAUGACGACGCCGACAGCGUUGCUUCCCUCAGUUAUCAGCUGGAGUCGCCCAGGGAUCCACUGCGCCACCUGCCUGAUUUUCAGAACCAAGUGAUCAGCAAGUGCAUUGAAAAGAUGAAAUGGAUGCUGCGGGACGAAAUGGCGUCGGCCGCCCUCGGCAGCUUCCCGUUGACAGCUGCAGCGCUCCAUAUGGUGUCGGAGCACGUGCAGAUGACCGCACGUGCGCGGAGCACGACGCGUCUCCACGCGGCCACGGGAGCUCCCGGCUGCCAGGUGCGCAAAGUCCCGCUGCAGUUCGUCUUCGGGCCCGAACAGAGCUUUGGGAAGUUCCUACAGGAGUUCAAGCAGAUCUCCCUUCCCGGUUACCGUCUGGAACAAGUGGACAGGGAGUUCUUCUGCCUGGUCUUGGACGACAAGGACUCCAAAGUCGUCAGGCGCCCCUUCGGAUCUCUAGUUCCGCCGCUAGGGCUGAGCAGCAAGGCACUGGCAAGCUCGCUUGAGCGUGACGACGAGGAUGAUGCUGUCAGAGAAACGAGGAGCUCUCGCCAGAAAGGCGCCGCUGCUGCAUCCAAACUCUCGGACGAAGACGAAUCAGAAACCGGCGAAGGCAGAGCUCUGCAGAACACUUCGUUUCGAACACGGCGACGGCAAGUGAACCGCAGCAUCCGUGCCAGGAGCGCUGACGGCAGAAACGACCAAGCCCUGUCGGCGCCGCUAGACCCUUCACUAGCCGUGGACGAAAACUCCAAGGGAGGUGCCAGGACCCCGGGCAAGUCGUGCCCUUCGGAACUUCUGGACCUGUGCCGAGUCCUUAGGGAAGAGGCGCAGACUCGGGGCAAGGAGGACAUGGGAGAGAGUCGGGGCAUGUCCGCGGAGACCGUCGCUCAGGAGCCGAGUGUUCCCGAAAAGCUGCCGGACCCCGGGCUGCCCGAGACGGCGGAGCCCUUCCGAGACCGCACAGACAGCCUGGCCUCUUCCCUGGGUCCAGCGGGUUUCCGAAACACGGCGCAGGUGCUGGAGUCAACGCGAUCCACGCCCAACGCCCUGAGCGAACCGGAGGCCGGGGGUCAAGUCAGCAACACCGAAGACGGUUACGACGGAGACAGCAGCGAGUCGGACAGCGACCGUGAUUGGAUGAGCGCUCUGGACACCCAGCGACCUCACCUGCCACCCUUCUGGCUCAUUUUGUGUCCUUUUCUCGACCGUGUCGACGUCUUCUUUCAUGUCAGGGAGCAGCCGGAGGAAAGCGUAGAGCUCAAGCAGGGGCUGGUGGUGUUUGAACGUGUCAUCGGGAUCAUUCAGGACACCUGCAAAAUUGUCAACCAGAUCCUGCUGCUGCAGCACCUGAACAACACGCGCAUGUGCAAUCGUCUGCUGGUCCCAGAAGCUGCCGAAGACAUCUGGAGUCGUGACACUGAGGUCGCUCUGCAUUCGGCCUAUGAUGGAGACGGAAUUGGAGACGGUCAGGGAGACUACCUGGAGGCUACCCUCAAGUUUAAGCCCGGAGCCUUCGACUGCAGCGUCGUCUGGUCUACCCAUUUUAGUCUACACCCGCGGCUCAACAUGGGACCUGGUCGUAGCGGCGUAUCGAGAGGUUUACAAGCACUGCGGGCAGUUCUGACUGGAUUCUCGGUCAACAACCGGAAGAACAUGUUCGUCUACCAGGAGAACUCCGGCCCCGUGUUCUAUCUGCGGCUUCACGAGACGCAGUGCCACAAGCGGCACGGUCGGGCAGACGAUGAUAUAUCCCUCUCAGGCUCGAGAAGCUCCUCGCUCGUCAGCCUCGUACAAAAGAAGCCAGGCGCGGAUCAGGAGGAGGAAUUCGACUUCCGUCCCCGCCUGAGUUCGGGGCACUCGGACCGAGACCAGUCGCACGACACCGUCAGCGUGACCUCGCACGCUUCCGGCAGCCGCAGCAAGCCCCAGCAGUGCGUGGUCAUGCACGUCCACGGGAUCGUGCAGCCAGGUUUUGCCAUCAAGGAGGAGCUGGUGUCGGUAAUGCAGAACAAACUCGACGAUGCGGUCCUCGAAGUGUUGACGACCACAUUGGGGCGCAAUCGCUCGUGCAACCUCACGCUGGACGAUGUCCAGUUCAUUCAGAAGCCGCAGCGGGAGCCGACGCUGCAGCUGUACUGCACAGUGCAGGCGCAGCUGCUACCCUACCUGCAGGCCAUGAUGGAGUACCUGCGCCAGGACCUGCACAACUUUCUCUACACCCCCAAGUACACCGACCCCAAGCCAGAGAACCACUUCAAGCCCUAUGUUGAGCACCCUGCUCACGCACUGUGCCACAAGGACGAAGAUGUCUUCCUCUUCAUCCGCUUCAAGCAGGGAACGCCAAGCAACGGUAUUGCCUGCAUCAUCCUGUCAAUGGUGGACGCCCAAGGCCGCCCCGUCCAGUUCCUCAGCUGCCCGCUUCCCAAGGCUGGGGCCUUCAGCGGCACCGAGGCCCCCACAGAGUUCAAAGACGUCUUGUUCCUCUCGCACGAGCAGGUCGGCGAAGUCGGCGCCGACGGCACGCCCGGUCCGAUGGCGAUGAUCCGCUUCCAGCUGUGGUGCCUGGGUAAAGACUAUGUGGACCAGCUGGUCCGCAGGAUGCAGAGUGCAGUGCAGCAUGCCUACUGGGACGUGCUCAUGGAGUACCAGCUGCUCACCUGUCCCGUGUUCCAGGAGCCCCACGACGAACCCGCCUGCUUCAGUGAACCCCCGACGCCUGUCAAAGUGCGGCGGACGGGUCGUGUGGUGGCAGAGCAGGUACGGGACAAGCCGUUCCUUUUUGGGAUGUUUGCGUCGCGGACAAAGGAGAUGUCGUCGUCGGUGCCGGACAUGACUGAGAGGAUCAAGUCGCCCAAGGAAACGUCUACCGAGUUCAAUUUCUCGGAUGCACUGUUCAACGAAGCGGGGCCUUCGGUGCCAACAAUGAUGCACCUGAGCCCGGGGAGGUCGCUGGACGCAGAGUCUGCGCCGACGGACGACUGGACCACCGCUGGCGCCAAGAAGCUGAACCCCGCGUUCCAUCAGGCCGUUCGCUCGUUCUUGGAGGGCGGCGUUGCAGUCGGCGUUCCGAGCCUCUCCGUUCACCCAUGCACGGUAAAGGCUCGUCGGGCGAUACCCCUGGUCCUCAAGGAGCUCCAGCACGGGCUCAAGAACCUGGCGCCCGAGAUCUCGCUUGCCAUGUUCGCGGAGGAAAGCGGCAAGGGGAGGCGCAUCAGCCGGCACCCCGAGUUCAUCAACUUCAACCCGCUGAACAAGCUGAGCAUGUUUCCUGAGAAACACGUGGAAGGCGUGCCCCCCGGCAGCAGCCAGCGCUUCAUUGUGGUUGGCCGAGACGUCGCCCAAUGGCAAGCCUUCAUGGGGGUGGCCAGCCUCUCUGCCUUCUUGGAGACCUCUCGCGUCACCAAGAGCCACAAGUCGACGCAGAUGUUUGAGCCGCACCUGCUGUCGAUGCCAAACCUCCUGGACGUGCCGGCCGUCAGCCGAACGCCCGGCACGCCGUCGUCGGCGCCGUCGUCUGCACCGCCCGUACACGGCGCUCCUCCGGAAAAAGCAAAAACGCCGGGAGCGGAGACGAAAGUGCCCGCCCUCAUUCCGCGCCAACGCCUGCUCUACCUCAUCGUCGAGGAUAAGACGUUGACCCUGUACCUGUACAACUGGACUUCUGAGCUGGGGCAGGAGCUGUCUCGUCUGCUCCUCCAGCUGGCAGAGUGGCAAGACCUCAGGGGGGACCUGCUGCGGAGCCUGACCUGUCAAAAGAUGGGGGUGUUCUUCAACCAACCGCUCGGGCGGCCGCCUCAGCCACGGGCCACGGAUUCGGAGCCCUUGUGUCCCAGAUCUCAGAGUUUCCACAGUCAACUGAGCACGACCGCACCGAGCCAGCCGGCGCCAACGUCAACGCCGAGCAACCUGCUGUCGUUCCUGGAUCACGUGAUCUCGCGGCACAACCCGCCGAAUCGCCACCCAGAGUCGCCGGCGACCCACGCCACCCGCCUGGCGCUGCUGGCCCAGGUGGGGCAGGUGCUGAGGGGGGCCCGGCCCCGCUGCCCCAUGCAGCAGGCGUCCUACGGGGCCCUCGACGACCCCGUGACGAGGCACGGGCGCCAGGCACAGGAGCUGCGGGGACUCAGGCGCAGAGAACUUGUUGAAUUCCAGAAGAUCUACAAUGACAAAGGAACCUGUGCCAACCUUUUGGUUAUGGAAAAAAUGCUGAAUCAGGUGAAACGGGAAGCACGUCUGGUGCACUACUGCCUGACUCCGCUCCUGUUCAGCCCCACCUGGCGUCUCAAAGUGGCGCAAGUCAGGGACCACACGCUGGACACCCACGCUUCGAUCUUCGACAUUGCCGGGCAGCAGGACCCGGCUUUGAACCAGCGCAUGCGGCACAGCUCAGGCGGAAGCCAGAAGGGCGUCGGAGACGUCGGAGCGGGCGGGGCGGCAGGACGCGGGGGCGCUCGGGCCCGCCGCUCGAGCGGUGCGCCAAGCACCACGCCGGCGUCUGGGGGCCAGGGGUCGCCCAAGCACCGGCGGAGCACCAACGAGGAGACAUGGCACAUGACGGUCUGCGGCCAUUACAUCCAGGAGUACAUCCAGUACCUGCAGAACCUUGGCUUCAUGGCGAUCCAGACCCGGCACGCGGCCUCCCGCAAGUCCAGCAUGGUGUCAAUGCGGCGCCGCGAGUCGGACGCCCUCGGCUGCCCGUUGCGCAAGAAGUCGAGCGUGGGUGCGAACGCGCUCUCGCUGGGGGUGCUGCCCCAGCACUGCCUGUUCCAGUGGCACCUGGGAGGGUUGUACUUCUUCGAGGUAGGGUUCUGGGACCCCUACGUCGCGUGCAACCUCUUCCUCGUGGAGCGCCAGCGCCUGCUUCCCGGAGGCACCUCGCUCUACAUGUCCCAGGUGACCUCCGAGUUCAUCGAGGACAUGGACAAGAUCCGGGUGAACAUGCACAUGCACUCGUUCACGUACGACUACCACCUGCGCACAAUCCACUCGUACGUGUCGGGGCAGCAGCUGCUCUUCAAGCACGGCUACCACCUGACCAGCUUCCUGGACGACUUCGUCAAGUACUACCAGAAGUCGCCCAACUACGCCCGCAACCUCAUCCACGCCGGAUCGGUAGUGAUUCCCAGUCUGAACGUGGCCCCAAACCAGCUGUACAACUACAUCAUUGGCCACAACAAGCUGUACGGGAUGAAGGUGAUUCGCAUGGUGCCCGUCGUGUGUGACGACAGCACGGAUCUGGACACGGAGUAUGCGCUGGUGGAGAUCUCGAACAAGAAGGUGAGCUACCGGGACGCCAACGACGUCCAGCAGACGGACAACUUCUUUGUGGGCAUCCUGACCAUCCACGACACCUCGCCCGCCUUCGUGGAGCACGGUGUGCUGGCACUGGGCUUUUACAUCUUGCUCACGAGCCAGCGGGAGCUCUUCCCCAAGUUCACCAGUGCGGGCCCGCUGGCCUCCUCGGCCUCGCUCGAGGGGCAGGACGAGAACGCCGAGGGCUGCUUCCGGCCCGUCCGUGCGUCCACCUUGACGGCAGGCGGCUCGCAGCCGGCCAGUGGCGGUCCCUCCCGUCGCAGCUCACAGACGUCAUUUGUUGCUCCGGACCGCAGCCGUCUGCCGCAGCUUGUGGUGUCACCGGAGGACACCAACGUCACCAUCGGCAUUCCGUCUGUGUCAUCGUCUGGAUCCAUUUCCAGCAGUACUGCUGGGGGAACCAGGUCCAGGAAAGGGUCGUUCAGGGGAAUCUGCGAGGAGGAGGUGGCUUACCUGGGCUACUACAGUUCCCACGAGACUCUAAUGCAAAAGGUGAUGUCGGAGCAGGCGGCGUCCGUUGCGGAGCACCUGAGGGCGGUGGUGGCGAAGGCGUCCCUGCACUGCCGCCGAGACUACUUGUGGAAGUGCCUCACCUGCCGCCACAAGGCCUCCGACGACACCAGCGCCGGCACCAGGGAGAACGUGGUACGCCCGACCCUCAGCUACACGGAGCUGACGGAGCUCCUGGGCUAUGUGGAGAUGGCCCCCUUGGACGAGGCAGACCCCCAGCUGAAACCCCUGAUGUCGAUGCACUUUGCCUGGUACCAGGGGCUCCUCAGGGUCCUGGUGGUGCGGUACAGCGAGAACCACUCACUCUUCACCAGUCCUGACGGGUCCAUACACCACCUGGUCGUCAUGUCACCGACCUGCGCAGAUUCCUUCAUGCUGCUGACCACAAAUGCCCAAACCAGCCGGGCGGAGCUGCGAUUGGUGCACCGGGAUGCCGCCUCGACAGAGAGAACCGGUGCAGACAAGUCCAGCUCCAGUCUUUCAACACUGCACUCCUUGGUGGAAGAGUUUGUCAGCACGUGCAGUUUCCACCUCUGGGCAGGCCUGCUGUGCUGAUGCAUUGUUCGAGGUCUCCAAACUGAACACCCGUCAAAGCUCUUGACCGAGUCAAAAACGACGUGUCUGUGGCUGUUUGUAUUUCUGUGACACCCAGUGACCUGUGCGUUUGUGCGAUGGAACUGCAACGAUCAUCAGGGGAGUGGUGGGAAGAAAUCACUCAUAGUGAAUGCGACUGGUUAAUUUACAUUUUGAUUUGCGCUACACAUUUGUCACCCUCCGACAUCCCGUGCCAUUGCUUGUAAGCAAGCAAAAAGUCGGGGAUGUGUUGCAUGGGGUCAUUUUUACGAGUUUCUUUAAGGGAUAUGUUUUACAUGGAUUCUGAAGAAACAAGUUGCCGGAUUUAAGUGGCAGUGCAAUAGUGUUGUAUAUAGAAAGGAUCAUGUUAAAAGUGUACAGGAUUUGUUGUGUGUGUGCAUCUUUUCCAGCGAGUUUUGAAGUGUAUUAUAAAUAAAAACGUUGCAAGG